UUAAAAUGUGACAUAGCAUGAAACUUUUAAUAAUUUUUUAGUAAUGUACUAAAUUGUAAGAUAUUCAUGAAUUUUGUAUAAUAUGCGAGGAACACAAAACUUAGCCAUCUCAUGGACAGAUGUCCGCUAGGUUAAAAGCAUCUGUUGAUGCAAUUAAUUAUGGUCAAAUUAUAGACAAACCGGAGUUUUUAUCAAAAGCAUCUUCCAAUAAUAAAGAAAAUUCAGAAUUUAUUUCUAGCAGUAACCAAACAAAAAAACAUAAAAAACUUAGAAGAGGAAUUGUUUGUAAAGAAAAAUCAACUGAUGAAGACGAAUCAAAUGAUCCUAAUGAGCUUCGAUAUUGUUUAUGUAAUAGAGUAGAAUAUGGUAAAAUGGUAGCUUGUGAUGAUAAAAAUUGCCCACAUGAAUGGUUUCAUUAUGAAUGUGUUGGUAUUACAAAACAACCACGUGGAAAGUGGUAUUGCCCUAAGUGUAUUAUCAAACUGAAGAGAAAAAUAUAAAGAUUUUGUACUACCACAUCAUUGCU
Molecule: messenger RNA, 526 nt
Organism: Acyrthosiphon pisum (pea aphid)
Lineage: Eukaryota; Metazoa; Arthropoda; Insecta; Hemiptera; Aphididae
Product: inhibitor of growth protein 3-like
Exons: 4
Coding region: 120-500 (126 amino acids)
Source: RefSeq, a predicted model, not a curated record